AUGGAAGGAGGAGGCAAUUUAGAUGAGCAAAUAGAGCAAUUGCUGAAUGUAGAGAAGAAGAUGAGGACCGCUGGUGACGUGGCAGGAACCAAGAAAGCAGCCACUGACAUUCUUGAGCUCUGCUUCAAAGCAGGUGCUUGGAAGACCCUCAAUGACCAGAUUGUUGUCUUAUCAAAACGCCGUGGUCAGCUAAAGCAGGCUGUAACUGCAAUGGUCCAGCAAGCAAUGCAAUAUAUUGAUCAGACACCAGAUCUUGAACUCAUAUAUGUUGAAAUUGAGAGGGCACGUCUAAUAAAAAGACUUGCAAAGAUUAAGGAAGAGCAAGGGCUUAUUGCUGAAGCUGCUGAUUUGAUGCAAGAAAUUGCGGUGGAAACAUUUGGUGCUAUGGCAAAAACUGAGAAGAUUGCUUUCAUUCUUGAACAAGUUCGUUUGUGUUUAGACCGUCAAGAUUAUGUUCGUGCUCAGAUACUAUCAAGGAAAAUUAGUCCAAGAGUUUUUGAUAUUGAUCCUGCAAAAGAAAAGAAAAAACCUAAAGAAGGUGACAAUAUUGUGGAAGAAGCUCCUGCUGAUAUUCCAUCACUCUUGGAGUUGAAGCGGAUCUACUAUGAGUUAAUGAUACGGUAUUAUUUUCAUAACAACGAUUACCUUGAGAUUUGCCGUUGCUAUAAGGCGAUAUAUGAUAUUCCUUCUGUCAGGGAGAAUCCAGCCCAGUGGAUACCGGUCUUGAGGAAGAUCUGUUGGUACUUGGUUCUGGCGCCAUACGAUCCAAUGCAGUCAAGUCUUCUCAAUUCCACCCUGGAGGAUAAGAAUCUUACUGAGAUUCCAUAUUUUAAGUUGCUGUUGAAACAGGUGGUAACUAUGGAGGUCAUACAAUGGACAUCCCUUUGGAACACAUACAAGGCUGAGUUUGAGAGUGAGAAGAGCAUGCUUGGGGGCUCUUUGGGUGACAAAGCAGCGGAAGAUCUAAGGCAGAGAAUAAUUGAACACAACAUUCUUGUUGUUUCAAAGUACUACUCAAGGAUAACCUUGAAGAGACUUGCAGAGCUUUUGUGUCUGAGUGUCCAGGAAGCUGAGAAGCAUCUGUCAGAUAUGGUUGUGUCCAAGGCACUGGUAGCGAAGAUUGACCGGCCAAUAGGAAUAGUCUGUUUUCAAACUGCAAAGGAUAGCAACAAUGUUCUUAAUUCGUGGGCUACAAACUUGGAGAAAUUGCUUGAUCUUGUUGAGAAGAGCUGCCACCAAAUACACAAAGAAACCAUGGUUCACAAGGCUGCUCUGAAGGUUUGA
This is a messenger RNA of Prunus armeniaca (apricot), 1284 nucleotides long. The record is from the annotation of a GenBank genome assembly. Lineage: Eukaryota; Viridiplantae; Streptophyta; Magnoliopsida; Rosales; Rosaceae.